AUGUCUAAACCUGUUAAAAGAGAGGAAGCGUAUAUUGAUUCAGGAGAUCAUGAAUGUAUUGACGAAAAAUAUUGUCUUACGUGCGUUCGUAAAUUUUUUCAGGAACAAUCUUCGUAUUGGACAAGUGAUAAUUUAGAAAUUGAUAAGAUAAUUCGAGAAUCACAGAAAGGUGAACAGUACUUGCAUAAAACUCUUGAGUGGAUAUCAUUUGAACAAUUUUACGAUGUAAGAAGAAUAGAAGAAGGAGCAUUUGGCAUAGUGUAUUCUGCAUAUUGGAGGGACGGACCAUUGCAUAUUGAACAAAAAGACAGAUUUAGAAUCUUUUAUCGCGAAGGCCAUAUAAAAGUAAUAUUGAAAAAGCUUAAAAAGUCGCAAAAUAUUUCUGUGGAAUUCAUCAAUGAGGCAAGCAUACACCAUUGA
Acaulospora morrowiae is the source of this 420-nucleotide messenger RNA. Lineage: Eukaryota; Fungi; Glomeromycota; Glomeromycetes; Diversisporales; Acaulosporaceae. The record is from the annotation of a GenBank genome assembly.